This is a messenger RNA of Amphibalanus amphitrite, 2948 nucleotides long. RefSeq names its product elongation of very long chain fatty acids protein 6-like. Gene Ontology annotation, cellular component: endoplasmic reticulum membrane. Gene Ontology annotation, molecular function: fatty acid elongase activity. Gene Ontology annotation, biological process: very long-chain fatty acid biosynthetic process; fatty acid elongation, monounsaturated fatty acid; sphingolipid biosynthetic process. Bases 269 to 1108 code for a protein of 279 amino acids. The record is from RefSeq and is a predicted model, not a curated record. Lineage: Eukaryota; Metazoa; Arthropoda; Thecostraca; Balanomorpha; Balanidae. The transcript has 4 exons.
GACUUAUUUUCUUCGCGGUGGCUUCUCGUCGCUCGAAACACGCGGAAAAAUUGAUCCCCCCGAGCCAUUACGCCUGGGAUCGCCGCUUCGCCGCUGGCCUUGAGAAUCAGCUGUCUUCAAAAGAGGUGCGCGCGAGUGGCGCGGCGCAGACGAUUCUCGUCCGUCGGCGUGCGUGGUUGGGGACGGCCGGUCGUCGGAAACAAAAUUCACAGUUUUAAUCAAUUCUGUGCGCGUGAUUUAGGUCUUGUUCAAGAACUACAUUGCAAAGAUGGAGACCGUUUCUAUGAGUAUGCCCAAUUACUCGUACGUAUUCAAGUUCGAGGAAGACUUCGCCGAGAAGGAGAGACGCCAGUGGAUGUCAGAAAAUUGGUAUGUCUGCAUGUACUACAUAGGCGCUUACAUGAUUUUCAUCGUCGUCGGCCAACACUACAUGCAGUCUCGCCCGCGGUUCGAGCUCCGGAACACUCUGGCCCUGUGGAACUUCUUUCUGGCGGUGUUCAGCAUCAUCGGCACCAUGAGGACGGUCCCAGAGAUGCUGUUUGUCCUGAGGCAUUUCGGAUUACAUCACUCCUGCUGUGUGGCUGGCCCUAGCUUUGUUCAGAACAACACUGUGUCUGCCUUCUGGAGCUACCUGUUCACCAUGUCCAAGGUGCCUGAGCUGGGUGACACCGUCUUCAUCGUGCUGAGGAAGCAGCCGCUCAUCUUCCUGCACUGGUACCACCAUGUCACCGUCCUGAUCUUCACCUGGUACAGCUACUCGGACUACAUCACCACGGCGCGCUGGUUCGUCAACAUGAACUACACGGUCCACUCGAUGAUGUACAGCUACUACGCCUUCAAGGCGCUGCGCUACCGGGUUCCCAGGUGGAUCUCCGUCACCAUCACGGCCUGCCAGCUGGCCCAGAUGGUGGUCGGCUGUCUGGUCAACUUCUACGCCAUCCACGUCAAAUCCAACGGCGGAGAGUGUGACGUCUCCUACCUCAUGAUCAACCUGGCGCUCAUCAUGUACUUCAGCUACUUCGCGCUCUUCACCAACUUCUUCUACAACUCGUACAUUGCCAAGAAGCCAAGAAGCGCCACCAACGGAGUGGUGAAGAAGCUGGAGUAACGCCUGCGGCCGCUAGAUGGCAGGGUGAUCGUGCAGAGGUGGAUUCGUAGCCACUGGUCGGCCGCAGGGUGCAGGCUGAAGGGAAUUUGAAGGAAGAAGGGGGUUUGUCAAUUAAAUGGCCCAAUUUUCUGGGCAAACCCGCUUUGUUUAUUGUUAUGCUUACAUCGGGCUAGGACGUUUGGUUAUGUUUGGAGUUGCACGGCGUCGGUUUCAAGUUGACUCAUUUUCUCUAUUAGGUUGACGUGAUUUAUUGGUGAUUUCUCAACCAGCUCGGUCACUUAGACUGUCAAAACAUCGGAGCUGAUUUUCCUCAUUGUUUCUAGAGAUGCGUUGUUUCGUGGUCUGUCGUUAUCAUGAGCUCUGAUUUGAAAAUGCUAGGAAAAUUUUUAUGUCAUGCUCAAGAUCUCAUCCACGGUUUAGUCAUCUUGCCACACUUGCAUAUGCUAGACAAUUGCUCCAAUUUUCGCUCCCUACGAUCACAAAAUCAUUGUGCCUUACACAAACACUGCAUGUGGAAACAACUAGCACAUAGAUGAUCCACGGGCACUUUUGAAUAGUGAGCUUCUCAAAAGCUGUCAAUAGCAAUGCAACACUCGCAGAAAGUGUCCUUUAACUAGCAUACGCUGUUGUGAGAAUCCUUGAACGUGGUGACACUCCACUUUUGCACUUAGAAAGAUACUCACUUUUGUUUCAUGUUUGUGCAUUUACUGACAGACAAAUUUGUUUUCGUCUUCAUUCCACUUGACAUUCCGACAACCACGUCGUGGCUUAUAAGAACAGAGAGUCCAUUCUACAUUCCUUCGCUGGUCAUCUAAACGGGCCAGAGAGCCUUGCUAACACCCAAACAUCAACGUAAAACUUCGAACGUUGACCUGAAUACCAAGCUCACGUAGAGUUAAAACGGCCACUCUAAAUGCGCCUGUUCUAAUACAGUACGCCUCUGUUGCGCGAAGCAGCGAGCGCGAAACAGAACUGAAAGGAUAGAGUGCGCUAGUGUAGCUGAUGUCGCACCAAAGGCCGAGCUGCCUGAGACGAGAAAUGUCGAGCCAGCCUUACAUAGCUCGGGUGGCGAACCGUUUAUGGAUUGAGGACACUGUCUGUGAUGCACCCUUGAAAUGUUCGACGGAGCGCUAGUUUCGGCAUGUGAAUGUGCAUCGUACAGGGUUAGUAAGCUGCCGAGUGGUUUGGUGUGUUGUCUGUUGAAAGAGUCAGACAAACAAUAGGGAGGAUUGCACCGGAAAAGUGUGGAUCGUGGUUGCAGAUUUGCGGCGUCGUUGAUUCACAGUGCUGUUAAAUUUGAUUGAGUUGCGGUUGUAAGAGCUUUCUUGUGCAUAUCGUAAAGUAUGUUGUAACGCUUACGUCGCGGCUAAAUUACGACGUGUUGUAAAUGUAGCGCGGAGUUGAAAAUUUCGUGGUUGGUCGUACACAACUGAUUCCCGGCCCAAUUGUGUGCACGGUGCGACAUGUAUGGAUACUAUAGCUUUCUGUCUUAGUCAAAAGAUGGCAGCACAUACUGAAGCGUAGUGCGACGGGAUGGCUUAGUUUAUUUUGUUGCCAGAUCGUGCAUAUGUGGAAUGGAUGAUGUUUGGAUGAUCAAUGCACGUGAAUGUGGGCGAACCAAAGACCCAAUGUAAUUCCGAGCCUACAAGAAGUCUGAUUCGCUGACGCUGAUUUGGCUGGGCGCCAAAUUGUUGAACGAUGAGGCACGUGAAAUACCUAAUGUUAGUGGGCACCUCCUAAAAAUGUGACAGCGAGGGAUGCGAGAAAGUAUUGUAGUUUGAAGUGUUCUGUGAGGAUAAGUGGUUGUUUUGAAUGUGAAUAAAUCGUUAUGUGGCUGGCA